Molecule: messenger RNA, 1597 nt
Organism: Sarcophilus harrisii (Tasmanian devil)
Lineage: Eukaryota; Metazoa; Chordata; Mammalia; Dasyuromorphia; Dasyuridae
Gene: C2H16orf95
Product: chromosome 2 C16orf95 homolog
Source: RefSeq, a predicted model, not a curated record
AUGGGGGACUCGGAUCAGACCUACCAGAAGAAAGGCCCUGGGAAGGAAUGUUCGAGCUCACUAGGCUUGACCAAAAGCAGCAGAUCCUGGGGUGAAGAGGAGUCAAGGAUGAAACCAGUGUUUUCAAGACCUAAGGAACACAGACAGCAGGAUUGGGAUCGUGACAACAGGUCCAUAAUUUGGAAAAAGGAACCUCGAUACUUGAAGUCAGAAGUGAAAUUCAUAGACUUAAAUAAGGAUGCCUCAAACAAUGAUAGUUUUUACCAAGUGCCACCGUGUUGUCAGUGUUCCUCUCGGCAGCUCAACUUUGGAGGCUUCUUACCUGUGCCCAGGGAUGAGGCAAACUUCCCUUACUGGGUCCCUCGGUCUCUGAGACCCCAGAAGCUGGUUCGGAGAAAAUUCCAAUCGUGUUACCCAAAAAGUCCCAGGACUUGUACCUGUGCCUGUCACACCUUUGGGGGGCAACUCCCUGUCCCAAGAGACCUUGCUACAUUCCCUUAUUGGGUGCCUCGAUCCGUCAGGUUCCCAGGGAAGACACAUAAGACCACAUCAGAUUUCAUAUGGACCAAAAGCUGUAUCUCCGGGGGCUUCCGGAUCUUCUACCACCAAUGGCGCAUUUGCUGCAAUGAGGAGCGACUCCGCAGGUGGCAGAUGAUUCAGGCUCAGCUACAAGUGACUGCGCCUCAGACCCAGGAGGAGGAGCAGGAGCAGGAGAGCAACGGGCCGUUUUUCCUUUCUCCUGGGCUUGUCAUUGGCUCUUUUUACGGUCUUGUAAUGAUCGUGAUCUCAGUUUUUCGAUCCCUGAAGGAGAGGCCCAGAAAACAGAAAGAGUUAGAAGAAAGGCGAGCCAAAGAGAAGGAGAAAAGGAAGGAGGAGAGGAUUAAAAUCAUGAGAGUCCUUACAACAACAGCUGGAGACUGGAAGAGAGAGGAGGUAGCCAAGAUGGAACAACUGUUUCACAUAGAUGAGUUUGAUCACUAUGGACUGGAGGAGAUAAAUGGGAUCCAUACCAGGAGCAAGAAGAAGACAUCUGGCAUGAACAAUGAAAGGAAGGCUACUAGGGGACAGGAAGGCCUUGCUUCCGGAAUCCAAGGAGUUCCAUCUGAGUGCCACUUCCAUGGCUGCUGGCGGGUCUGCUCCGAAGGCUCAAGGCUAGAAAUGCUGCUGAAGCUCCAGUCCCAGUUCCGGGAGGAGGCCUCCAAGGAUCCAUACCUGAUUAAUGAGCAGCGUGAUGAAGAGAGGAGCUUCUCUGUGUUUGUCUUAGGCAUCCUCCUGGGCUCCAUUCGCAUGGUGGCCUCAGCUGUGUGGUGCGUGGCUCCAGCUUGUCCAGGGAUCCUCCUACAAACUUCAGGAGGGGACCAGCCAUCAUUGGCAACUGGUUUUGUUCCUGAAUUUGGAGCGGGGAAAGAGAGGCUGCUCAGCAAAAAGGAUCCUGCUUUCUCUAUCUGGGGAAGACAGAUUAGAUUGGUUUUAAUUGUCACUUGAGAGCAAAAUGAGAAGCAAUGGAUGAGAAUGACAAAUAAGAUCAAUAGAUUGAUAGAUGAUAGAUAAAUAGAUGGUUGGAUAGAUAGAUAGGUAUAGAUGAUAGAUAGAUAGG